This is a messenger RNA of Cotesia congregata, 2111 nucleotides long. The record is from the annotation of a GenBank genome assembly. NCBI's taxonomy places the organism in Eukaryota, Metazoa, Arthropoda, Insecta, Hymenoptera, Braconidae.
AUUCCAGGAAUAAAAUGAUGACCAGUCAUACUUUUGCCUCAACAUUAACUAACAUAAAAAUAAACUGUACAAUAAUUCCGUUUGAAAAAUUAUCUCUCGGCGAUACAAUAGAUGAAACAUUUGCUGUAGUCUAUGGAAACAUUAUAAAUUCCAAUAACGAAAUACCUUCCAUUAUUAAAUCAUUGACAAAAUCUGUUAAAAAUCUUCCAACGUGGUCAACAGCACAAUUCACAUGUUCAAAAACUCUAAACUCACUUUUUGAAGAUUCGGUUGAAGAAAAAAACUUGUUUAAAAAAUUCGACAAGCGGAAAAUUAAUGAUCAAUUAUUUAAUAUUGAUAAAAAAUAUUUAAAUAAUAAUCACACGUGUUUGCUCUUUGAAUUGUGUAAAUCUGAGAAGCAGACCUACGAAGAAUUUGUUAAUAUCUUUGAAGAAAAAUAUUUUGAUAAACAUUAUGAUGAUUAUUAUUGGUAUCAUGAAUAUCGUCCCCAAGGAAAACAUAUUGAGAUUCUUAAAUUUAUUAGAGGCAAUGAAACUCAUUUUGUAUCGGCUAUUCACAAUGGAGAUUGUUUAUAUCAGAUUUUCAUCUUCAACACUGAAUCAGAAAAUACUUCAGCAGAAAUUGAUUAUAAAAAAAAAACGCCAGAGUAUACAAGUAAAAUAAAAAUGGCGAGUGAUAAUCAUAUCUUUGAAGAAUCACUGACGUACUCCUUAAAUACUUCACAUAUUUUUCUAUUCAAUUUUCCAAAUAUUCCAUUAAAAGUAACACAUGAGGUCUUAAAUUAUUUAUCACUUUAUAAUGUAAUGAGCGUCGAAUUAACUGCGCUACCUAAAUUGCCCAGGUCGUUAGAGUUUAAAGAAGAUGAAAUUGAGUCGCCAAAAAAACGAUCAAAGUUGGUGGAGCUAGAAGCGGGUGAUAGCUUCAAUAUUAAUGAUCUAAUAUCAAAUUCAGUUUUAAAAAGUAGAAACAUGCUGGAUUUUAAAAUAUUUAACAGCAUAGAAUACAGCAACCCGUACAGUCUUCAAGUAACAAAUUAUUCCGACAUAAUUAUGGAUAGAUCAUUACCUUGUCGCGAAUUCGUAACAAAGUACUUUGGCGAUAAAAAUAAUAAGGAUUAUGAAAAAUUGAAACCUUUUAAUUGUUUGCUUGAAGAAAAAUCUUAUGGAAUUGAUGAAAAAUUUUUUAAUGAAAAUUAUACACGCGAUGAAAUAAAAAUCUGUUUGGUUCUUGAAGAACAAAAAAUGGGUAUUGAUCCUUUAGAAAUUGUUUAUUUGAAUGAGAAGACUGUUGAUGGUGAUUAUAAUAUUUUUGAAAAUGAAAAUGUUGUACUGAGAUUUAGAAAAAGUAAUGAAACUCAUUAUGUUUCGUCGAUUCAAUUUGGUAACUGCUUAUAUCAGGCAUUAGUAUACAAUUUGGAUGAUCAAAAAAAGCCUGUUCAUAAAGGAAAAAUAUUGUCUGCUAGCAGAAAUAGUGACCUUGAAAAAACAAUUGAAGAUUAUUUAAAUAAUAGUAAAAUUGAUAGUCUUUAUAAUAUUUAUUCUAAUGAAAAAUUAAAAAAUGAAAUAAUUGAAAGAUUAGAUAAAGAAGCGGUUGUAAAUAUUGAUCUACGUUCGAUUAACAAAAAGCGCUCUCUACCACUAUUAACUCUAAGUGAAUAUAAUAAUUUAAAAAAAAAUUCAUCUGAAAAUUUACCUAUUAAGACCCCAGAAGUAUCUCAAGAAUUAUUGACUGCAAUUUUUAAAAAUUUGUCUGAACCAAAUGAAGCUUUCAAAACUUUUAUACAAGACUUGUUUACUGCAACCUUUAAAAAUAUGUCUCAAGAUUUAUUUCCUGGAGCGCUAGAAAAUUUAUCCACUGAAUCUCCAGAUGAUUUUCUAGCUGAUGCUUCAAAAAAUUCUUUACAAGAAUUGCUAACUGAUACUUUUAAUAAUUCUUUAAAAAAUUCUAGUACAGAAAUUUUGAAGAAAAAAAAUUCAUCACAAGAAUUGUUAACUGAUACUUCUAAUAAUUCUAGGACAGAAACUUUAAAGAGAAAAAAUUCAUCAAAUUCAAUGCAACCUUCAUUACUAAGUCUAGUACUAAUUUUAACAACUGUCUAUAUGUAUUAUUAA